CUCCUUCAGACCCUCAAGGAUCAGAGUUAUUAGCGAUAGAAAGAUCUAAAGCAACAUUUGAUGUUAAAGAAUUAACAUUGGCAUUGUAUGGAACCGAUGGGUUAUCUAGAAUAAAUAAGAUCUUAAAGGUUUUGGAAAUCGAUCCCACUUUUGAUAAAAGGCAUAUUUAUUUUAUGGGAAGAACCGAAUUGUAUACAUAUGCUUUGAAGUGUAAUAAGAAAAUGGCUAAAUUGAUUGGGACCGAAGAACAAAAAAAGAAAUUUCUCAACCCGGAAAUAAAACAUGAAAUAAUUGGAUGUUAUGCGCAAACUGAGUUAGGUCAUGGGUCAAAUGUUCAAGGGUUAGAAACUACGGCCACUUAUAUUCCUGAAACGGAUGAGUUUGAGAUACAUUCUCCUCAUUUGACCUCUGCCAAAUGUAAUUAUGCGAUUGUGAUGGCAAAAUUGAUAACUAAUGGAACAGACAAAGGUCCACACCCAUUCAUUGUACAGAUUCGAGAUCUAACGACUCACGAACCGUUACCAGGAAUUAUUAUUGGAGACAUUGGACCAAAGUUUGG
Racocetra fulgida is the source of this 559-nucleotide messenger RNA. Lineage: Eukaryota; Fungi; Glomeromycota; Glomeromycetes; Diversisporales; Gigasporaceae. The record is from the annotation of a GenBank genome assembly.